Messenger RNA from Protopolystoma xenopodis, 1224 nucleotides. Lineage: Eukaryota; Metazoa; Platyhelminthes; Monogenea; Polystomatidea; Polystomatidae. The record is from the annotation of a GenBank genome assembly.
ACUCGCGACUCGGCCGGCCUUUGCCAAGCGCCAUUUUGGGCCGUUCUCGAAGCGUCGCCAACUGGGCUUCCGUCCGAGCCCGGCCGGCCCGUCGACGCACCGACUCAUCUGCCCGACUCGACGGCCUUUGCGGCCGCAGCUGCCGCCGCCCAGUUCUGGGGCUUGAUGAAUCCGCCGGGCUCGAGCUGUGACCCAAUCAUGCUGGCCAACACGAGCUCGAAAGAGCCAAUGCCAACGUCGUUGCCAACGGCGACGGCUACGGCGACGGCGACGGCGAAUGCGGGUUUUUGGCCGGCGAAUGGCGAGUCGGCGUCGGCCGGUCGUCUCGACGUGUGGUUCCCGUCGGCCGAGACAGUCGGUGCCGGGGGACUCGCGUUGGCGACGGGCCGCGAGAACCGGACGCAUGUCGACGUGACGACCGGUUGUCGAGCUGUCGAUGGCCGGUUCGUCCGGUCGGUUGGAGGCCAACUCGGCGCGCCGUUCGACCCUUCGGCUGCGCGACUCACGAAGCGGAUGGACGCGGUUGCCGUCGACAAGCCGGAGCCCGACGCGGAUGCACACGACUGUCUCAGUCUGCCCGGCCCGGCGACUGUCGGGUCGUCUACCAAAUCGGUCACUUUGGUUGCCAGGCGGAAGAGAGACUGCGCCGGUCGAGAUGCGUCGGUCAGAAGAGUCGGCCGAUGCGCCGAGGAGCAGAUGAGCUCGGCCGCGUCGCGACUGACGCAAGACGAGCGGCGAGAAGAUGUCGAAGAAGCAGAAGCAGAAGAAGAAGAAGAAGAAGAAGAAGAAGACGAAGAAGAAGACGAAGAAGAAGAAGACGAAGAGGAAGAAGAAGAAGAAGAAGAAGAGGACGAUGACGAGGAAGAGGAAGAAGAGGAUGAAGAGGAAGAGGAGGAGGAGGAGGAGGCUGUUCCGAGAGGCGAUAGCGGCCUGUUUGUCACUUGUCCUGGCGCAUGCCAACAAAAUGUACCGCCGGCCGGUGCCGACGGGCCCAGCCCAGCCUCAAAAGUCGUCUUCCCCCCGUCCGACGGUCUCGCCGUCCCAUUCCCCUCGGCAGCUGCCGCCGCAGCCGCAGUCGCCGCGGUUGCCGCGGCCGCUGCCGCCGCGGCCGCGGCCGGCCUGACAGAAACCGGUCGACGCCAACCGGGACACCAACCGCCGCCGCCGCAAUUGAGUCAGCCCCAGCAACCGGACAAAGUGUCGCUUGCCACGCCACCAAUUCAC